GCUGGGCGAGUUGUCGGCUAGCAGACGGGGCUGGCGGACUUUGUGCGCAACAGGCAGCGGGAGCCACCUGCUUACCCACCUGGGCGGCUGCGGAAAGGCCGCCGCUUCCCUUCCUCCUCCCGCGGAGCGAGAGAAGGAGACGCGCCCGUGCGCACCGCCUCCGAGUAGGACGUGUCAGCAGGUCGCUUGGCCGCCGCUGCUUUCGCAGCUGAAGUCUCCAGCCUACAUCGUUCGCGGCCGCGUCUCUCCAGCGCCAGGCAAUGCCCGCCGUCGACAAACUCCGCCUGGAAGAGGCUCUGCAGGACAGUCCGCAGACUCGUUCGUUGCUAAGUGUGUUUGAAGAAGAUGCAGGAACUCUUACAGAAUAUACUAACCAGUUACUUCAGGCUAUGCAACGAGUCUAUGGGGCUCAGAAUGAAAUGUGCCUGGCGACACAGCAGCUCUCUAAGCAGCUCCUUGCAUAUGAAAAGCAGAACUUUGCCCUGGGUAAAGGAGAUGAAGAAGUGAUAUCUACCCUUCAGUACUUUUCAAAGGUUGUGGAUGAGCUUAACCUUCUGCACUCUGAACUGGCCAAACAGUUGGCAGACACAAUGGUUCUCCCCAUUGUCCAGUUUCGUGAAAAAGACCUUACAGAAGUAAGCACUUUAAAGGAUCUCUUCAGCCUUGCUAGCAAUGAACACGAUGUUUCUAUGGCAAAGUACAGCAGACUGCCCAAAAAGAAAGAGAAUGAAAAGCUGAAGGCAGAUGUUGCGAAAGAGGUGGCCACUGCCCGGAGGAAGCAGCAUCUCUCCUCGUUGCAGUAUUACUGUGCCUUGAAUGCGCUGCAGUACCGCAAGAGAGUCGCCAUGCUGGAGCCUGUGCUGGGGUACACGCGCUCCCAGAUUAAGUUUUUUAAGAAGGGUGCUGAGAUGUUUUCCAAAAAAAUGGACAGCUUUUUAUCUUCUGUUUCAAGCAUGGUUCAAAGCGUACAAGAAGAAUUGGACACUGAAGCUGAAGCCAUGCGGGUGUCACAGCAAGAUCUGCUUUCAGUUGGUGAAUCAGUUUACACUCCAGAUUAUGAUGCAGCCUCGCCUCUCAUCAAUAGAAACCUUAUUCAGAAGGCUGGCUAUCUAAAUCUUAGGAACAAAACAGGGCUAGUGACUACAACAUGGGACCGGUUGUACUUCUUCACUCAAGGAGGAAACCUGAUGUGCCAGCCCAGGGGAGCUGUAGCUGGGGGACUGAUCCAGGACCUGGACAACUGCUCUGUGAUGGCUGUGGAUUGCGAAGACCGGCGGUACUGCUUUCAGAUCACCACUCCAACAGGAAAACCAGGCAUAACCCUUCAGGCAGAAAGUAAGAAGGAAUAUGAGGAGUGGAUAUGUGCAAUCAACAACAUCUCCCGGCAGAUCUAUCUUACUGACAAUCCUGAAGCAGUUGCUAUCAAGCUAAAUCAGACAGCGCUACAGGCUGUGACCCCAAUUACAAGCUUUGGGAAAAAGCAGGACAGUUUCUCUCCCAGCCAGAAUGUGAAGAAUGUGGAGCUGCUGAAUGACUGGACUGUCCCUCAAGAAGCUGCCAGCAGCACUCCAGACUCCACCGAGUUAAUUGCACCUGGAACACCAAUUCAGUUUGACAUUGUCCUACCCGCAACUGAGUUCCUAGAUCAGAACAGGGGUGGCAAGCGCACAAAUCCGUUUGGAGAGUCUGAAGAUGGCAAGAAAGAGGAUGAGGCAGAUUUGCUCUUGCAGCAGAUGUUUGUAGUCCGCUUUCUAGGCUCCAUGGCCGUCAAAUCCAGCCACACUGUCGAGGUGAUUUAUGAAGCGAUGAGGCAGGUGCUGGCAGCCCGGGCCAUCCACAACAUCUUCCGCACAACAGAAUCACACCUCAUGGUCACUAGCAAUGACUUGAAAUUAAUAGAUCCUCAAACCCAAGUUACAAGAACAAGUUUCGAACUUGCCAAUGUGACACAGUUUGCUGCUCAUCAAGAAAACAAGAGGCUGAUUGGGUUUGUGGUUUGUGUUUCUGAGUCUCCAGGUGAAGAUUCCAUGAGUGCUUAUGUAUUUGAGAGUAACACCGAAGGUGAAAAGGUUUGCUAUGCAAUAAACCUUGGAAAGGAAAUCCUAGAGGCUCGGAAGGAUCCAGAAGCGCUAGCUCAGUUAAUGUCAUCCAUGCCACUGACCAAUGAUGGAAAGUUCAUGCUUUUGAAUGACCAGUCAGAAGAGGAUGAUGUUGUACAUGGAGAUGGGCAGGAGGAGUCAGAAGCAUAAGUUGUACAUUCUUUCAGCACAGGUGGCUACAUUCUGUGCUCUCAGCCUUGAUCCAACAUAGGUAGCUAUUGUGAGUUAGCAUGAACGAGUUUGACUUGCAAUGUUUGGUGUGGUAAGCUGGAAAUCAAUGAAAUCCCCCAACAGUCAGCAUCAGUUCACUUGCUACCAGCACUGAGGAAAUCCUGAUGGCCACCAGCAAAGAUUUAAUGCAAGACAUGCAUCACAGCUCUUCUUGCAAUGUUAAACUACUUCCUCUCCUCAUAUAAUUCCAAGAAUCCAUAGGUCCACCUACUGCUAGCCUUUGCAACUAGGGCUGUGUGUACGCCACAUAAAUUUCACCAGGUAUUCCUCUUAUUUUGACAAUGCAGAUUGGAAUAAGAGGUUAUCAAGGAGACUGAAUUCUUCCAGAUAUAUAUACAGCCCUAUUAAACCUUGAGUCUCUAUGUAUCACAGUAACAGUUAAUGGGAUUCAUUAUUUCCAUUAUGCUAGUUUUUAGCCACCAGUAUACUUUUAAAAGGGGUAACAGGAACACUAUUUUGAGCUAAACUGUUUAGAACACUAUUUGGUAAAUACUUUCCUAUUAAUCUAUUUUUAUACUGUAUCUGGAAUAAGUUUUCAAUAUUAAUCUAAGUGCCUACCAUUUUUGUGGGGACCAUACUUACACAUUGUAUAAUUCUGGCAUUCCAGCCCAGUGAGAUUAGCAGAUAGACCAGAAGUUAUAUAUUAAUCCCAUCUGAAGUCUUAGCUACUCACUGGGGUGAAUAGUAAUUUCUUCUGGGCAAGUAACCUCAGAACUACCACUUAUAUGAGCCAGGUAAAUUAACUUGUACAUUCCUCUGUAAAGUUGGGUUAGUGCCCCCCUAGGUUUAACAUGGACACUAGGUCAGUCUUAAACAAGCGCUCUCUACCCAGAUAAAGGAUUUCUUCAAGCCUAGAUGUGCGCAGCCCUGCACAUGAAGCACUUCUGAACCAAGAAAGCAAAGCACCUCCCAGGAAACAAUCCAAGCAUAGUGUCUGUAAGUUCUUAUGCUCAUGAGACUGUACAAACUGGGACACACCACUGCACUGGAACUUUGGAGUUUACUAUUCAAGCAAUGUUUAAGAACAGAGCCGGCUCUAAUGAAGUUUACCUGAUUUCUCUGUAGACAAGUGUUGGUUUUAUAGUUAACAAAGCAAGGUCUAAAUCCUGCAAUUCUACUGUUUAGCAAUAAUGCUAGAUUAAAAUCUUCUUUGAACUAAA
Messenger RNA from Varanus komodoensis (Komodo dragon), 3490 nucleotides. RefSeq names its product adaptor protein, phosphotyrosine interacting with PH domain and leucine zipper 2 (gene APPL2). Gene Ontology annotation, molecular function: protein binding. Gene Ontology annotation, cellular component: cytoplasm; endosome membrane. Lineage: Eukaryota; Metazoa; Chordata; Lepidosauria; Squamata; Varanidae. The transcript is spliced from 21 exons. The record is from RefSeq and is a predicted model, not a curated record. Bases 261 to 2249 code for a protein of 662 amino acids. Gene Ontology annotation, biological process: signaling.